Molecule: messenger RNA, 675 nt
Organism: Sporothrix brasiliensis 5110
Lineage: Eukaryota; Fungi; Ascomycota; Sordariomycetes; Ophiostomatales; Ophiostomataceae
Exons: 2
Coding region: 1-675 (224 amino acids)
Source: RefSeq, a predicted model, not a curated record
AUGGGCCUCGUUCGUACAACAGUCCUCACAGGACUACUCGGCACGUCGACUGCCGCCGCCUACCUGGCUACCCGCAACCCGGUUAUCUCCCCCCUCCCCGCGGCGGACCCCGUCUGGUCGUCCAGUGUCUACAAGAAGCAGAACCCAUCGCGCAACCCCGCAACACAAGACAUCUGUGUCAAGCGUGUUCCCCUCGACAAGAUAAGACCGGAGCUAUUGAAAAAAGAUGGCGACUUGGCCCUCGAGUUCUGCCGUGGCGUCUGGGGUGGUUGGGGCUUUGCCAUACAGCGGAAGUACCUCGAGUACAAGUACCGUGGUCCCGAGACUGCCACCCAGCUCUGGGACACUGAGCAGCUUCAAACGAGCACCUACGACAAAGGUACGCAACUCGUUGAUCAUUUCGAAGUUCUCGAAAAGACACCUACCUCUAUUACCGUGCGUGCUGGUGAUACGCCCCGCACAAAAGGACCGCGCGCUUCGGACGGCAUCUUCAUUAUUAGCGCCACUGUCGACAAGGCCCACGAGCAGGUCGAGUUGAGCCUCAAGAGUGUCUUUUUUUCCAGCGAGGGCAAGAUUGCUGGCAACAAAAGCCCUAUGCCGCCGUGGAUUGAAGAGCUGCACCAGUGGUACUCGCGUAUCAUGAGUGAGACAGCGUCGUGGAAGUUGUUGAAAUAA